Messenger RNA from Daphnia pulex (common water flea), 3111 nucleotides. RefSeq lists its product as uncharacterized. Lineage: Eukaryota; Metazoa; Arthropoda; Branchiopoda; Diplostraca; Daphniidae. Bases 1 to 3111 code for a protein of 1036 amino acids. The record is from RefSeq and is a predicted model, not a curated record. The transcript has a single exon. Gene Ontology annotation, molecular function: zinc ion binding; nucleic acid binding.
AUGACAACGGCGGCUGAUGCGUUGGCUGCGGCCAAUGCGGCGACGGCCGCCAUUACGGCUAAUGACGCUCGCAUCGACGCCAUAGAACAAGGCCAGACGACCAUCGCAGCCCAGCUGACGACCUUGACGGCUCAACUUCAAGCUUUUCUCACAGCCGGUGGUGGCGCUGGUGGAGGUGUUGGCGGCGGCGCAGGUGGUGGCGCUGGUGGAGGUGUUGGCGGCGGCGCAGGUGGUGGCGCUACUGGUGGAGGCAGCGGUGGCGCUAGUGGUGGAGGCAGCGGUGGCGCUAGUGGUGGUGGCGCCGGUAGCAGCGGUGUCGGUGGUGGUGCCGGCGGAGGCGGUGUUGUUGGUGGCGUUGCUGGGCAUGCGGUUCCACAUCCAAGGCGGCGGCUCGAUCCAUCUGGAAUGGAUAAACUUCACGGUGACAUCACUAUUUCGUUACUGCGUUCUUGGAGAAAUCGGUGGAACGAUUUUGCGGAGUUGAACCAGCUUCUCACCUAUCCGGUCACGGAACAGAUGGCCGCUUUUCGCAUAACCCUCGACUCCACGAUGCAACAGGUGGUAGAAGUGGCACUGGGGAUCACACCCGCAACCGUUACGACCCCCGACCAAGUUCUCGACCUCAUCGCGGAUUACAUCCGUGCGAAACGCAAUGUGGCACUCGACCGAGUGGCGUUUGAAGAACGUCGUCAAGGUCCAUCAGAAUCUUUCGAUGAUUUUUACAUCGGCCUGCGCCGUCUAGCAGAAGCGGCAGAUUUAUGUGGUGCGUGUUCUGAAACGCGAUUGGUGACUCGUAUCAUUGCCGGGACGCGCGAUGCUGAGACGAAGAAGAAACUAUUGGCCAUCAGUCCUUUCCCCUGUUUGCAGGUGGCGGUCAACAUCUGCCGCAGUGAAGAGUCGGCCCGUGCGAACGAGCGCACUCUUAGUGGGCAAUCAGGUGUUGCAGCUAUUCAUCCCAAGAACGGCAAGGUUGACAAUCGGUCAUCGAAUGAGUGCGGCGCGUGUGGCCGCUCGGCUCAUGUGAAUGGUGCGACAUGUCCGGCGAUGGGCAGAAAUUGCCAUGCGUGUGGAAAGCCAGAUCAUUUCUCUCCCAGAUGCCCCAAUCGUGACAAAGGGAAGUUCGGCGCAAACGGAGGAAUGGGCGGCGGAGCUAAAUCCAAAAUGGCUCACAUCACCAUCGGAAAUGUCCAGGAUACUCAUCGACGGCGCUGUUCUCCGACCAUAGUGUUGAACGUGAUUUGUGACGAUGGCAGUGUCGGUGCUCAAAUCAGUGACGUUAUUCCCGAUCCAGGCGCUGAGGUCAGUGUCGGCGGCCGUGAUGUUAUGGCAUCUUUAGGCCUAUCUGAAAAGGAUCUGGCAGCUUCGUCUUUUGACUUAGUGAUGGCCGACAGAUCCUCUCCGUUGUUAUCGAUUGGACAGCGCGACAUUCACGUCCGGUAUGGAGAUCGGAGCGCUCAUAUCACGAUUGUGUUCUGCCCGGAGAUUCGCGGCAUGCUCUUAUGCCGGUUGGAUUGCGUUGAAUUAAAUAUUCUGCAUCGACAAUACCCGAAGCCGCUGUCUCGAGUGCGUUCGGUAACGUUGUCGUCGCCGGAGGAAAGUCCACCACGUGAUUCAACUUCACCUUCAUCGGGUGGGACAUUUCUCAAGGAUAUUUACAUCCCUAUGGAGCCUACCGCGGAGCAGAUUUCGACCAUCGAGGCGGCUAUCAGCGCCGAGUUUGAAGUGGUUUUUGACCAGGAAGAGGGGUUACGCCAAAUGACAGGCCCGGACAUGGUAAUUCAGCUCCGCGACGAUGCAGUCCCAUUUUAUGUUAAUGGUGCGCGACCUAUUGCUUUCGGGGAUCGCGCUGACGUGAAACGUGUGCUCGAUGACCUAGUGGCGAAAAAAGUGAUCAUUCCAGUCAGUGAGGCGUCGGAGUGGGCCGCUCCAUUAGUCGUCAUUCGGAAUGCAAAAACUGGAAAAAUUCGUAUAUGUGUGGAUCAUACACGUCUAAACAAGUUCGUGUUACGCCCUACCCAUCCAACGCGUACACCACGCGACGCGGUAGCGGAAGUGGAUAGUGAAAGCCGAUACUUCACCAGCUUCGAUGCGGCCAACGGGUAUUAUCAGAUACCCCUCCAUCCCUCCUGCCAACAUCUCACUACGUUUAUGACCCCCUGGGGUCGCUACAAAUUCCUUCGCGUGUCCAUGGGAUUAUGUUGUUCCGGGGACGAGUACAAUCGGCGAGCGGAUGUCGCGUUUGCAGCGUUGUCUUACACCGUGAGAGUGGUGGACGACUUGCUGCGAUUUGACCGGACAUUCCCAGCUCACGUCGCGGGAGUAUGUGCAGUAUUGCAGGCAGCGCGGACGGCAGGAAUCACCUUCAGCAAGGAGAAAUUUCGGUUUGCUCAACCCCGCAUUUCUUGGGUCGGAUAUGACAUCCGGCACGGUGGCAUCACCAUCGAGGAAGAAAAAUUAAAAGCGCUGUCACAUUUUCCCAAGCCAACCAACGUAUCUGAGCUACGGUCUUUCAUGGGAUUGGUCGAGCAAUUGGCCGGCUUUUCUACCGAAGUGGCGGCGGCAAAGAGUCCCCUUCGUCCCCUGCUCAGCACACGCAACCCUUUCGUAUGGACCGAGGAUCAUGAUCGGUCUUUCGAGGCUGUAAAGCUGGCCCUUGUCUCUCCGCCAGUGUUGGUGCAUUUCGACCCUAUGCGUGAGACAACAAUCCAGGUCGAUGCAUCGCGCAAACACGGCAUGGGAUAUGCGCUACAACGCCAUGGCGAUUCCUGGAAGCUGGUGGACGCUAACUCACGCUGGUGCUCGGAUACGGAGUCGAGAUAUGCAGUGGUGGAACUUGAGUUGGCGGCGGUGGAAUGGGAAAUCCGGAAGUGCCGACUUUAUUUAUCCGGAUUGCCCAAUUUUACAUUGGUGGUUGAUCAUCAAGCAUUGGUGGCUAUAUUGGAUCGAUACACAUUGGACGCUAUCGACAAUCCCAAGAUCCAGCGCCUGAAGGAGCGUCUCUCCCCAUACGCAUUCACAACGGUAUGGCGAAAGGGGAAGGACCACGCUAUUCCUGAUGCGUUAUCGCGAGCGCCGGUGAAUGAUCCGGCGGCGGACGAUGAAUGCGUCUGA